Messenger RNA from Arvicola amphibius (Eurasian water vole), 4224 nucleotides. RefSeq names its product CLOCK interacting pacemaker (gene Cipc). The coding region runs from base 166 to 1365 and encodes 399 amino acids. The transcript is spliced from 4 exons. Gene Ontology annotation, cellular component: nucleus. The record is from RefSeq and is a predicted model, not a curated record. Gene Ontology annotation, biological process: negative regulation of DNA-templated transcription; negative regulation of circadian rhythm. NCBI's taxonomy places the organism in Eukaryota, Metazoa, Chordata, Mammalia, Rodentia, Cricetidae.
GGGAAUUGCUAGAGACCCGGCGAAUACCGGGUUGUCAUGGAGUCGUGGGGCCCGGCUCGCGCAUGCGCUGGCUGACCCGCCGGGCUGGUGGUGGAGCGGCGACCCUGGCCGUAGAGCAGUCCAUAUGCGAAGAUCACCUGUGGUCCAGCUCCCCGCACACUGACCAUGGAGAGGAAAAUGCCAUCCAGAGAGAGCCCCCGAAGGCUCUCUGCCAAGCCAGGCCGAGGCCCAGAGGUGAAAAGAGUAGCUCGACCGCUCGGCGUGGCGGCUGCCGACUCAGACAAGGACUCUGGCUUUUCAGAUGGGAGCUCAGAAUGCUUGAGCUCUGCAGAGCAGAUGGAAUCAGAGGACGUGCUGAGUGCCUCAGGCUGGAGCAGAGAGGACAGGCUGCAGCCCAACUCCAGAGCUGCAAACAGUGCCUUCCCCGCGCUGUCCCCGAUGGUGGUCAUGAAGAAUGUGCUGGUCAAGCAGGGCAGCAGCUCAUCCCAGCUCCAAUCCUGGACUGUCCAGCCCUCCUUUGAAGUGAUCUCAGCGCAGCCACAGCUCUUCGUCCUUCACCCGCCGGUGCCAUCUCCUGUCAGCCCCUGCCACACUGGUGAGAAAAAGUCAGAUUCCAGAAACUACUUGCCCAUUCUCAAUUCUUACACCAAAAUAGCCCCUCAUCCAGGCAAAAGGAGUCUCUCCCUCAGCUCAGAAGAAAGAGGAGCAAGUGGGGUACCGAAAAAAAUCUGUAAGGAGAGACUGGGACCAGUCCAGUCUUCCAGCGAGCCAGCCACGUCUGGCCCUGUGCUCUCCAGUCCUUCCACUCCAGCCCCACCCAGCUCCAAACUCACCGAGGACUCAGCGCUGCAAGGAGUGCCCUCCCUGGGGGCUGGUGGGAGUCCACAGACUCUUCAGCCCGUGUCCAGUAGUCACGUGGCUAAAGCUCCCAGUCUGACCUUCGCUUCGCCCGCCAGUCCUGUGUGUGCCUCUGACAGCACUCUGCACGGCCUGGAGAGUAGCUCCCCUCUUUCUCCGCUCUCAGCGAGUUACAGCUCACCGCUCUGGGCCGCAGAGCAGCUCUGCCGCAGCCCAGACAUCUUUUCAGAGCAGAGGCAGAGCAAGCACAGGCGCUUCCAGAAUACCUUAGUGGUCCUCCACAAGUCUGGUUUGCUGGAAAUUACUUUGAAAACCAAGGAGUUGAUUCGUCAGAACCAAGCAACUCAGGCGGAACUAGACCAGCUGAAGGAGCAGACCCGGAUGUUUAUAGAGGCCGCCAAGAGCAGGGCUCCCCAGGCGUGGGCCAAGUUGCAGGCCUCACUAACAUCUGGAUCCAGUCACUCAGGCAGCGAUCUAGACGCAUUGUCUGAUCACCCAGACAUCUAGCACAGGCGUUUUUCAGUUACUUGGUGGUUCUUUUACACUCCUACUCUCUCCACUUGUUUUCCACAGCCUAUUUAAGAGCUUUCUUUCUAAACUCACUCACAAAGCCACGUGCCAGUCCCUGGCUGCCGUCUUAAUCUGUGGUUCACACACAGGUUAAAUACAUUUAUGUUCUCUGAAGACCUCCAAUCGGAGUGUCUCUGAGUCCCUUUCCCUUAGCCUGUGGGCGCUUAGCUGGAUCUUGGGACUAAGGAGAGAGAACUACGGGUGUCUCCCAGCUUCCCACUCACUGUCCAUGGUUCAAGGUCCAGUGACAUAGAUGAGUGCACAGAAUGACACCUGUCAAACCAAGGAGUCGGUGGUGACCUAAGGAGCCCUUCACGGCCCGCCCUCAAGUAUCUUAGUCACAGAGAAAAAUAAGAGGCUGUGUUUAUAUUCUACCAGGCAUUGUGCCAGUUGGGCGAAACCUAAAAUGCUUUGGGCACAGGUUGUGCCCAGGUGCAAGCAUUUAAUCACAUGAGGCUUUGUUUCUUACACUUGUAAGUUGUGGGAGAAAGGACAGAGCAUCUGAUUCACACAUUGAUCAUACAUCAGAUCUCACACAAGUAGGCAUAUACUUCAGAUUUUUAAAAUAUAGACUGAUUUAGUACCAUCUGGAAUUGUAUUUGAUGAAUUGCUUUUUUGAUUAAAGGGUCAAAGAAGCCAGCAUUUUUUUGUCACUAGCUGAAAGAUUUUGUUAGUUCAUGCUUGAAAAUAGCACAACCUGUCUUACAUCUAAAAAGCCUGAGACAGGACUGCAAGAUGGCUCAGUGAGUAAAGGUGCUUGCUGCCAAGACGGCUGGCCUAAACUUGAUUCCCUGAACCUACAGGGUAGAAGGAGGGAACCGACUGCUGCAGUUUGUCCAUCACACAUGCACACACACACUAGAUAAGUACACGAAUAUAAAAUUAAACAAGCCCAUCAACAUUAGCAACCAGAAGCUUGAGAUGGCUUCAGUGGGUCCUUAGGGUCUAGUGCAAGUGACCCUCUGCUGUCUCUUUGUCUGUGCCUCAUCCAGCUCUUUCUGUGGGGAAAGUGGCUGUGCUUUUAAACUCUGAAUUAAGUAAAGCCCCGAGGUUAGAAGAAGGCACAAAAGUCAGAGAGGAUCCUUCGCUGUCUUCAUGUCUGAGUUCUGCCCAUCCCCUGUGGUGAUGGGGAGCAGUGUGGUGGCCUUGUGUCUCGUGUUAGCUGUGUCAGCAGGGCUGAAGUGUGGUGUUCCUCUCAGAGGCUGACCUUAGGGAUGGAGACUAUGAAGAGGUUCCAGAUGACACAUUCUUUCCAGCUUCCCUGUGCUGGUAACUAUGGUCUAAACAGUAAAGAAUCAAGGGAUUCUAUCCUCUUGUUUAAAAUUUUUAUCCCCUUAAAAAUCUUUGUCCUUCGCAAAUUGGUUUUAUGACCAGCAUCAUCUUUCUGCACAGAGAAAGAUGCUCAUGGGGCUAUACUAGGUCUAGGGUUAAGGGUCACAGGUUUUUUGUUUGUUUGUUUGUUUUUUAAGAUUUAUUUAUUUAUUAUGUAUACAAUGUUCCUCCUACCUGUUCACCUGCACACCAGAAGAAGGCACCAGAUCUCAUUAUAGAUGGUUGUGAGUCACCAUGUGGUUGCUGGGAAUUGAACUCAGGACCUCUGGAAGAACAGCCAGUGCUCUUUACCUCUGAGCCAUCUCUCCAGCCCAUGGGUCACAGUUUUUAAGGAGUUGGUUGUAUGACUCAGGUUAACCCUACUGUGUUCAUAUAGACAUAUGAUUUGGAUGUGACUAGUUAAAAAAUAAUCAACUUGGUAAAAUCUCUUUACUUUCUGAUCAACACAGAAUUAUUACCUGCUGUUUGUGCUCUGAAAGAGUUUCCAAAAUCAGAGCCAGUGUCUCUGGGUAAACUCAGCUCCUUGUGAUAUGCUUCCCCACAAUCUGUAUGGUGUCAUAGCCACUCCACUAGGAAACUUCCUUUUUGGCAGAAUGUUUGGCAGGAAAGCUGUAGAGACAGGUGCAUUCAGAACAGCCUGGGCACCAGCCGCAAGUUUUUCCGAGCGUCAGAAGGCUGGAAGCACUUGCUGAGAACCAGAUGUGCUCCACUGGAAAAGCCCUCGGUGGAGCUAAGCCUCUUGGACUCUUCCUCCUAGAUAUGGCUUUUCAUUUCCCUUCCCAUCUCCAUAAAAGACGAUGACAGCCACCGUAGAUCUUCACUGUUCAGUGGCAGGGAGGGUCACCGCUCCUCUGUGAUCUCAGAGCCAUAACUGCAAGUCUCUAGGCUGUGUUCUGUUCCUGGUGGAGCUGGAAGCAGAUGGACGCUGGUAGAGAAGCUAGAUCUUAGAAAGAGCGAGCCUUUGGGGUCAGAGGCUAGACCAGCGUUUGGAGGAAGCCUGGAGUGGACCGGAAAGAUCUUCGUUGGUUGCCCAAAGGUGUAAGUAGCAACAGCCCCAGUGGUGCAUGUUGUAUGUAAGUCCUGAUGUGCAGGGCUGUUGUUUUCCCAAGGUGAGAAGUCAGUUUUAGCUCAGGCCAGCCCAUAGGAGAACCUUUGUCAGGUUGUAUUGACAAUAUUGGGACACAUUUAGAAAGGUUCCUGAUUGAAUUAGGUUUAGAAUUUAACAUCGUUUGUAAUUUACUACAUUGUUUUAUCAAUUACAGCAUCGUCUGACUUCUUCUCUGGUGUGAUUCCUCAGCACACAAGUUACUCUUGCACAUAUACUGAAGUGGCUUUUCAGCUACAACCUCCUUAGGGUAUAGACUAUUUACCAAAUGUGAAUUCUUUUCAGAGCGUGUGAAGUUAUAUAGAAACUGACUGUGAAAUGUCAGAGGAAAAAAAUAAAAGUCACUUACUUGAAAACUA